AUGCGAGAAUUUUCGCCACCGAGUCAGGCAUGUUGCGCUCGAUUUAGGCCGGUUUUUUAUCCAUGGCAAUACCGCCGUUUAAGCCACUCAUACUAGCCCUCGUCGUGGCUGCUGUAGUGCUGGCGAAUCUGGCUAUCGUCGGACGACAUCGGCUCUUUGCAAAGCUUUCAACGUGCGACUGCAGCGCUUCCGUCAACCGAUCCGUCUACCCGGGAGAAAAAGAAAAACGCAGUGAGGUGGACGACCUAGCUAGAAGGCUCGUCCGAAUCGAGGCCUACUGCAAGAAAUACGCCGGCAUCUUACAGGCAGAGAGCUCUGUGGAUGACUCGGCGAACGUAAGCAGUUCAAUGUGCACACGUGGCCCGCGAUCUCUCUAUCUCGUGGACACUAGGCGCUUCGCAUUCUGUUCCGUACCGAAGGCUGCCACGUCGAGCAUCAAGGCCCUCGUCCUGCUGGCCGAGAACGUUUCCGCGGUGGCUGCCGACGCCGACGGCAUCUACAGCGCCUUCCGGCGAAGGUUUCGUGUCCGGUGCCCCAGCGCCUACGUGAGAGACCACCUCGUCGCCAACUACACAAAGGCUAUCACAGUGCGACACCCGUUUGAAAGACUGGUCUCGGCGUAUGUGAACAAGAUUCGCACUACACGGCCGAUGAUCGUGGGCGCCAAAAGAAUGUACAGAAGCGGCUUCCGUGGUAGUGGGCCCAACGGGACCUUCACGUUCGCCGAAUUCGUGAACAUCAUACUGAACACGUCUGCGGAGACCUGGGACCCGCAUUGGGCGCCCUACACCCGCCGAUGCCGGCCUUGUACCAUGAGGUACGACAUCAUUCUGAAGGUGGAAUCGCUUCACCGAGACCUGGCCUCCUUGCUGCCAAGGAUUGGACUAGCCGGCUGGUCGUUCCCAAAGAAGAACACAAAGACAGUUUCUGAAGAAUCCGACGCUGAUUCUGCGCAUUAUUUCGCAGAGCUCACGCGACAGCAGGCACCAAGGCUUGCUUGGAGAACAUUCCGCUUAAUCUGGACUCCGUUACAUGUCGCACAAUUGAACAUGGACGAGAAGAGAAAGACAACACGAACGCCGGCAAUAAAUCUGACUAUGGGCGGAAGUGCUACAUGCGUCGCUCCGAUACAAAUGUGCCUCAACUCAUCCAAAGUUAAGCGGAAGCUUUACGUCGGCCUUUGGAUGCUGGGAAGCAAGCGGAUGUAGAAAUUUUGCUCCUACAGGCCGAUCUUCUACCAACGGAUGCUGAACUGUUGGAUAAAACUGGUACCUCCAAAGGUUGACCAGCCCUACUUGAUCAGAGGCUGAUAGUCGGGGAUGAUUGCCGGCCGUUUCCUUCAAAGCACUACCCGAUACCACGAUGCAAACAGGCGGGAUACGAAUAUG
This is a messenger RNA of Dermacentor albipictus, 1388 nucleotides long. Its product is annotated as carbohydrate sulfotransferase 9-like. Gene Ontology annotation, cellular component: membrane. Gene Ontology annotation, molecular function: sulfotransferase activity. Gene Ontology annotation, biological process: carbohydrate biosynthetic process. The record is from RefSeq and is a predicted model, not a curated record. NCBI's taxonomy places the organism in Eukaryota, Metazoa, Arthropoda, Arachnida, Ixodida, Ixodidae.